This is a messenger RNA of Camelina sativa (false flax), 541 nucleotides long. RefSeq lists its product as uncharacterized. The record is from RefSeq and is a predicted model, not a curated record. Lineage: Eukaryota; Viridiplantae; Streptophyta; Magnoliopsida; Brassicales; Brassicaceae.
UCUGUUUUGGAGACAGAUGCAGUGAAACCCACAGAGAGAGGAAUAAAAGAAAAAGAUGAACAACUUGGAGGGUUUGAAAAAUCAGGCGGAGCAGUGGUUGCAUCGAGUAAUUGAGUCUGUUCGACAAACAGAGACUGCUCUUUUUGUUGCCACUUUUAUUGUGUUACAAACGAUCAUUAUGCUCUUAAUUGAUCACUUUUUCGGACGUAAGAAAUCUAGUACGGUUGUGUUGUUGUCUGGUCUAGGCGGAAGUGGCAAAACAGUGCUCUUCAAUCGACUCCGAGAUGUAUCCACACGUCAGAGUGAUGUAAUGUCAGUCGAACUGAACCAACAAGGCAACUUUCUCCUUCGCACUGAAAUCCAUAAAGAACUUCAUUAGUUUUUUUUGUUUUUUUGUUUUUUUUUUUAAUUCAAGAAUAUAUAUGUAAAGUGUAAGUGUUCAGACUUACCCCUUCAAAAUGUGUAGAACUACUAAGGCCAUGGUAACUUACAAAAGCUGAAUUGAAAAGUGAAAACCGCACAAAACGCAUUUUGUCACCAA